AUGGAACCUGCUCGUGAAAGCAGUGGAAUAUACGACCAAAACUCUGAUUUUGAGGGCUCAACUGCGUCGUUAGCUGGCCAUGCUGCAUUGCCUGCCGGUUCACGGUUCUCAGAGGAUCCAGAGAUUCUACGAACGACGGUCGCCGGUGUGCCCGUUGGUACUGGAGCUGCUCAAGCCACCCCGACAGCCACUCAGUCAACCGCGCUUGACCAACCUGAAGUCACCCCCCCUCAGAACGCGGCUCCUCCGGUACCUUGGUACAAGAAGCGCAAGUUUAUCAUCUCGCAGGCUAUCAUCAUUCCCUUAGGGAUUGCUCUGCUUUUUAUCCUGCUCUUCCCUGUCGUCACCGCCAUCGUUCAGUUAGUCGUUAACAGAUCCGUCAUCAACAUCGAUGUCGCUUUUAUCACUGAGCCUCAGAACAACACGUUCAACCUCGCGUUGAGCGGUACGAUCACUCAUACCGGCAUCAUAUCGGCAAGAAUUGAGUUUACCAAACCUACCGAUGUAUCUUGGGUUCAAGACAAUGGCACGGAAACUCCCAUCGGAGCUAUGUGGUUGCAUACGCUCCAUGCUAAAGAUAAAAGAGCUGCCGUUGAUGAGCAGACCAUCUUUAACAUCAGCGAUGAAGAUGCCUUUGGUCGAUUUACUCAGCAUAUGAUUACCGCGGCAAAUUUCACUUGGAGGCUUUCGAGCGAUGACCUCAAAGUUCAAGCAGUCAAGUUUCCCGUGUCUCAUGGAAUCAAGUUCAAUAAAUAUGUCACCUUGAACGGAUUCAACAGCUUCGAUGGCAACACCAAACUAAAGGAUUUGCAGCUUCCUAGUGACAACCCAAAUGGCGGCAUCAACUUUGUCACCAUCACGACACUGUCCAAUCCCAGCCCAUUUUCUCUCAAUCUGGGAACUGUUGUUUUCGAUCUGUUCUACAAAGGCGUUGCCUUGGGAGUGGGCAUCGGCCAAGACACUAAGAUAGUUCCUGGUGACAAUGAUAUAUCCUUGGGAGGGUACUUGGUCAGGCAUGAUACCGCGGAUGAGCUUGCCGUCAUAUCGGAACUCUUCACCAACUAUCUCAAUGGCGAUGAUUCCACCGUCAUUGCUAAGGGACAAUCAACUCUCCAGAACGACGGCACUGCGAUUUCCUGGCUCAGUACGGGUUUGGAGGCACUAGAGUUGCAGGUCCCCUUCGUUUCACUCCAAGGCGCCAUUAAUCCCAUCCAGUCGAUCGCGAUCGGUGAUCUCGCAUUGUUAUUCGACACGUCUGUACCAUGGUCACCGAUAACGAAUAGCAAGACGGUUCAAGCACAAUUACUAUUACCCUUCGGGUUUUCCGUAUCUAUCGGAGCUAUCAAGAAUUCGUUCAACCUCACUAGACCGCAAGGAAUUGUCGGAGGACUGGACGUUCCUCUAGACGCCUCCGCCUCCGAUAUCAAGGUGUAUGGUGAAAAGAACACAUCUGGUCCAGUCGGCAUUGUCAUCACCGACACAAGACUAGUGACACCAGACCACCCUACAUUUGCAGAUUUUAACGUCAAUAUCACUAGUCACGCCGAAGUAGACUUCCAGAUUGUCGGCCACGCAAGGACUGUCGCGAAUACGAGUAUUGGGCAAAUUACACUGGAUCCCAUCAAUUUCAAUGUUACGUCGUCACUGAAAGGCUUGCAAGGACUGAAUGGCAUGACAAGUAUUGAGGGCGUUGAUGUACAAGGCGGCACCGAAGAAGGUAUCACUCUCGGAAUUAACGUGGCAAUUUACAACCCGUCCAAUCUAUACUUGCAGACCGGUGAUCUCCAUAUGCAGCUUAAACGCGAUGGUGUAGUGUUGGGAACGGCCCUUAUGCCCAACCUGACGUUAAAUAUGGGCAACAACACCGUGGUGGCCCAGUCUACAUUCGCUGCAAAUGAUAGCCCUCAGGGAUUGCAAACCCUAAACGAUUUCGUCGGUCGGAAAGAUGUUCAACUUUCCAUUGUUGGUUAUAAUGGAAGCACCGAGAUCGCCUCACUUUCGGAAGCGUUUCAGACACUUGACAUCGGGGUCGUCCUCCCGGGGCUGAACACGACCCUAUUGAAUCAAGCCGCUCUUGAAGUCCUGUCUACUACUGGACGAGAAAACAAUAUUAGUCACGUUUCCGUCAAUAUUCAGAAUCCUUUCACAGCAGCUCUCGGCAUCUCGAACAUCCAAUCGACCGUCAGCUCCACUGGCUUGACAUUGGGGACGAUUGAUUCUAGCAGCGCAUUCACGAUAGACGGAAAGUCUACGGCCACAUCACCCGAACUGGAUCUCAAUAUGAAUAUGUCUCCAAGUGUUUUGUUCACUCUGACUCGUAGGUUGGCAGUCGACGCGGGUCUUGAUACCGCCCAAUUGGACGGAAUCGUUGGCAUCGGGGGGAUCUCGUAUGUGGAUGGAACCGAUGCACCCUCUUCGAAGCGCGAUACUCAGAGUAACAUAUACACCGGAUUCAAUCUCCCUCAAUUUGUCCAACAAGCAUUCUCGAAGCUCGAAACCGACGUGGAACUUACGACUGGUUUGAAGAUCGGCGAUUAUAGUACCACGCUCAAGUAUACGCAGAGUGGCGUGAAGACAAACACUGAUGACUCACUUGAUCUCAUACUACCUAUCUUGGCUCAACCAAUUGUUCAGAAGGUCGUGUCUCAAUCGCUUCUCAGCAUUGACAAUGUCCUUAUUUCCGAUCCUCGACCGGAAUCCUUCACUGCUGCAAUGACAGGAAGUAUCACCAAUGCGGGACCAUUCGACGCUGUCAUCGCAUUUACAUCCGGUUUAUCCGUCUCCUGGAAUGGAAAGUCAUUAGGGUCUAUUGAGAUGGACAAUAUAACAGUAAUUGGUGAUGUUGGCGCCGGUUUUAAUGUCCAGUCCCAGUUCACUGUCGCCGACGUUGAUCACUUAACCGAGUUUACUAAAGUAUUGGUGACGGAGGAAUCUUUUGAAUGGAUCAUCUCGGGUGACAAUCUGACUGUCAGUGCGCUGGGCAUUGAUGUCGGUCAAAUUUCCUUGUCGGAUAAGACGGUCACAUUGAAGGGCAUGAACAACCUAAAUGGUGGCGUCACGAUCACUGGCUUCAACCUGCCUGAGAAUGAUCCUGAUGGUGGAAUUCAUCUCACUCUAGAGGCCACUGCGACCAAUCCUUCCCAAGUCGGUAUCAACCUCAGCUCAAUAGGCUUCGAAACCUAUUUCGACAACGUCAUGAUCGCUCCCGUACUUUCGGAGGAAGGCCUUACAUUGUCACCGGGCGGCACUUCCAAUCUCUCUCUUGUCGGCCGUCUGAUCCCUCAGGACUCGGAUGAAGGCUUAUCGGCGGUCUCGACCUUGUUCAACAAUUUCAUCCAUGGAAAGGACAGUAACAUCGUCGUUCAUGGUGCUAGUGCAGGUCCUGAAGAUGUAAUCUGGCUCAACCAAGGUAUCAAGAGUCUGCAAGUGGCUUCAGUCCUUCCUAAUCAGGGCGUCCUAAGUAUCAUCCAGUCUGUCGAUCUCUUGCAGCUGGAAAUAGACUUCACGGAUGAUACCGCAUAUAAUCCGGCGACAAGCAGUGAUUUUUCUCAGGCUGCGUUCACUCUUCCUUUCGGCUUCCCCGUAGAUAUACAGGCGCUUGAACAGAACAUUAUCGUUGGCUAUGGUGGUCAGGACUUUGCGCAGCUGAUGAUUCCGAAGUCACCAGCUAGCACAGAUGUGGAUACUCGCAUCAUCACCUUGACUUUCAGCAACGUACCUUUCGCAGUCUUUGACAGCACGCAUUCCAUCUUUGAUGCCUUCCUAGCAGCAACUACCAUGGGAUCUAAGGAGACCUUGACUUUGACCGGGUCAGCCAAUGCCGACGCAAGUACCGCUGUUGGCCUACUCUCUUUAAGCGAGAUCGCAUUUUCCGUGGAAACUUCAAUCGAUGGUUUGCAAGGUCUCAAAGCGCAACCUGUCACCGUCAGUGACCUGGAUGUCAACCAUGGUUAUCCGGACUACCUACUUAUCAAAGUCAACAGCGUACUUUACGAUCCAAGUAACUUGACUAUUGGCACGGGCGAUGUUUCUUUUUUGUUCUCCUACCAGGACCAAGUGGUUGGCACCGCGAACAUAGCCGACCUAGUAAUCAAACCUGGCAAUGGAAGCUAUCCCACAGAUGUCCGCUUUUCCCCCCAAGGACCAGACGCAGCGUCGGCAGGACUGACACUCCUGGAAAAUUACAUACAAGGAGUCGAUGCGGAAACCUCCAUUACCGGUAGUACAGAUUCUACCUCGAUCGAGUCUUUACAGACGGCGCUCUCUGAGAUCGUCCUGUCUCCCGUUACUAUACCUGCCAUGCACGACACGCUGAUCAAAAGUACCUCCUUAACGUUCCCGACCGAUAUCGUGAACACAGGAAUUGCUCAGGCUUCCUUCACUCUUGCCAAUCCGUUUACGGCUAGCAUCAAUCUAUUCACGGUCGGUGCCACUGCGACAUAUCAAGGGCUGACACUAGGCACAAUCCAAAAUGUAGAUGUUUCAUCCAAUCCGAUCCACGCUAAUGGGCACAGUAGCGUUGAUUCACAAUCAUUGGACAUGAAAUACAACUUGGACAGGUUGACUAUUGUCCAUUUUUUGGGACUUACGGCUCAAGCCAACGGCGUCGAUCUUGGACCACUAGUCGACAUGUUCCAGUUACUUGUUGCCAAUCCAGACUACAAUCCUCCAGUCACCACAACGGUAGACACUCAAGCUUCUAGUUGCUCUAGUGGCAACCAGUUUGAUGUCGCAGGUGCGAUCAUGAAGGCACUCCAAAAUCUGAAGGUCGACCUCGCAAUUGAUUCGUCACUCAAACUUGACGACUUCGCAGUAGACCUGUCCUUUAAGCAAAACGAUGUUCCAGCCAUAACCGAUAAAACUGCUCUUUAUCUGAUAGGCGCUGUCGCCGGACCUAUUGCACAAAAUCUAGUGGAUGCUUCUGUUCUGCAAUUCACUGAAGCAGACAUCUCAAAUAUUUCAAAUGACGGCCUGGAUCUUUCUCUGCGUGGCUCUCUGACUGGAACUGGUCCACUAGAUGCACUCAUUACUUUCACAGAGCCUGUCACCGUAAAUUGGGAGGGUCAUGACAUCGCGCUGAUCGAUCUCGAGCCAAUUUGUGCUGCCGCCAACGUCGGAGUACCCGACUACGAGACUCAAGCAAGACUUACGAUAACAGACCAAUCACAAUUUACUCAAUUUGCGAUUUACCUGCUUCAUAACGAAGACUUCUCAUGGACAAUAUCAACCAACAAACUUCGUCUAACAGCAUUAGGAACGAUUUUCGACAAUGUGUCGCUGGAGAAGACCGUCACUUUCAAAGCAUUCAAUAACUUGCCAGGUGUUACAAUUAGCAACUUCAGCUUGCCAUCCGAUGACGUAGACGGAGGCAUUCAUAUCGAAACGGAUGUAUCAAUACAAUCACCGUCGCAAAUUGGUAUUGAUCUAGGAACGGUCGUAUUCCAGUCAUAUUACGAGGGAACGCACGUUGGACCCCUAACCGCCACUGGCUUGAUUCUGACAGCCAGCUCAGAGACUUCAUCACAUUUCUCUGGGCGCAUAAUGCCUCAAAGCGGCCAUGACCUGAACACCAUUGGACAGCUCUUCUCUACCUUUUUGGCUGGAGGAAAUUCUACCUUGGUAACGACCGGCGAUUCUGUCCAGCCCAGCGGAUCUAGCGGGGCAGUGGACUGGCUUAGCGCUGCCUUCAAGACCCUAUCUCUUAACGUCGUUUUAUCCGGUCAGAUGUUUAAUGUCAUACAAUCUGUGGAACUCUCGGAUCUGGAAGUGACAUUACAAAACGACGACCAGACUUGGGCACCUCCGACGAGUUCCCGCAACACGCUAGCGACAUACAAAAAUCCCUUCGGAUUCUCCUUACAAGUGUUUGAAGCUGCACAAAAUAUUGUGAUGACUUCAUUGGACGGAACGGAGAUAGCUUCACUCGAUUUGCCGAAAGCCGCUGCUGACGGUGGCGUGUCUACGGGCAAUGUGGUGAACCUUGACAUUCAGUGGGAGAACCAGAUUCUGAAAUCUCUCAACAAUGAAGCGUUCGAAGCAUUGUUUGCCGCUGUAACUUUGCUCGACGAGGCGGACCUAAAACUCAAAGGAACGGCGGACGUUACAGCUCACACAGCAAUUGGGGAUGUACCUAUAUCGGGGAUCCCCCUCGACGUAUCAUCAUCUUUGAAGGGUAUGAACUCCUUUGGGGGUUCCGCGGCCUUGAGCAAUGUAUCUGUAAUUGGAAGUGGGGGAGAUGAAGGAGAUGAGUUCAUUGUUGCGCCACUGACGACGACGAUACAGAAUCCGUCAAAUGUGACUCUCCAUACAAUUGAUAUUGCGCUGCCAGUCAUGUAUCAAGGCGUGAUGAUCGGGAGGGCGGCAAUUAAUCCGUUCGAUUUGCUUCCAGGAGAAAUAGCGUUUCCCACAGAAUUCCACUAUGAGCCAAGCGAUGCGAACGAUACUAUAGCUCAGGCCUUCUUGACUCGAUUCUUGACCACUGGAGACGAUAUACCUUUGACGAUUCAUGGCGAUGCCCAAAGUACACCGUUUGCAUCACUCCAGGAAGCCCUAGCAGGGCUACAGCUGACGACAAUGCUUCCAGGUAUGGACCAGACGAACAUCAUCGCAAGCAUUCAUGUUAUCAUCACCCUCGACAGUCUUGUUACGAAUCUCGUCACUGUCACUGUUUCGAUUCACAAUCCGUUAGAUGCUCCGAUGGUAAUUGAGUACGUUCAAUCUGAAGCAUCCGUCGAAGGGGUAGUCUAUGCUUCCUUUGGUCAUUCGUUCGGGGAGGACUUUGUCAUUCAACCCGGAGAGACGACGGUGUCUCCUGAAAUUGAUGGAGUGUUGCUUACGCAGGGUGCAUUGGCGUCUUUGGCCAUCAUACCAUUGGGAUUUCUCGACGUCUCUACAGCGAACACAGUCAGGAUUGGGACGGGCGGGUACCAGCUACCAUGGUUGAAGCUAGCGCAAGAUACUGUGCCGACGACGUAUGACUUGGCUUUGUCAUUUUCCGAACUGAAAGCGCAGGCGGGGAGGUUGAGUGCGUCAUCCGCUGAAGCUACGGCGUCAACUUCGGCGUCUUUGGGUAGUUCAUCCAGUGGAACAUCGCCAACUAUAUCUCCGUCGUCAUCAUCCGUGGAGCAUGCGUCAGUUACCGCUUCAGCGGCGACGGGCACGAGCUCAGUGAAUGAGUCUCCUGCUCCAACGUCGUCAAUAGCAACAUCAGCUGAAGUUGCCGAGACUUUAAUAACAAUGCUGUCGGGAAGCGGUAGUAUCACUGACAUCGGUGAUUCAUCUACUGGAAUUAUGAGGCCUCGGCAGACUGACAUUCUGUAAACUUGAUAGCUGCACACUGCUCUUAUAAUGAUAAUGAUUUGUAUCUGGACACUGUAUUGUUUCAUCUUCCAUCGCACAGAGGCAGCUUCAUGUCUUUUAUGAUCAUAAUUUUAUUCUUAUCAGCACUCCAACUUGUUCCACGUAUUAUCACUUGCUAUUCUAGCGAACAGAGACUCAACUGUGCAUGUAUAGCAUAGCAAUGAAAAAUUUCAUGAUGUCUGUCAAAGGAUCAGGAAUGCACUUUGCUUCCGGCCUCAACGUAACUCGGGGAUAAUGUGCCCACUGCCGCGGACAUAUGUUACAUUGUUACAUAUGACUAGAGAAAAACCUUCCGCGGGAGCAAAAAUUCCGUCACCUUAGAGAUUCGAACUCUAGCGGGCAAAGC
This is a messenger RNA of Desarmillaria tabescens, 7705 nucleotides long. RefSeq lists its product as uncharacterized. NCBI's taxonomy places the organism in Eukaryota, Fungi, Basidiomycota, Agaricomycetes, Agaricales, Physalacriaceae. The coding region runs from base 1 to 7320 and encodes 2439 amino acids. Gene Ontology annotation, cellular component: fungal-type vacuole membrane. The transcript is spliced from 43 exons. The record is from RefSeq and is a predicted model, not a curated record.